Gorilla gorilla gorilla (western lowland gorilla) is the source of this 1443-nucleotide messenger RNA. RefSeq names its product olfactory receptor 7E24-like. NCBI's taxonomy places the organism in Eukaryota, Metazoa, Chordata, Mammalia, Primates, Hominidae. The transcript has a single exon. Gene Ontology annotation, molecular function: G protein-coupled receptor activity; olfactory receptor activity. Gene Ontology annotation, cellular component: membrane. The record is from RefSeq and is a predicted model, not a curated record. Gene Ontology annotation, biological process: G protein-coupled receptor signaling pathway. The coding region runs from base 309 to 761 and encodes 150 amino acids.
UUAAUUUCCUUUAAUUAGGAUAACCUUUUUCUUAAAGUGAAGACAAUGGUUUUAUUACAUCUUUUUCUUCGGAAAAGAUAGGCUGUAUUUUCUAGCAAUUACGAAUUUGUUAUAUAUGAUGAUCUGGUUCUUGGAACGUUCUUGAAGCUAGUGUCUCUAAGGCAGGUGUGUACAGCAAGACGAGAAUAACACAGCAAUCGAUGUUGAAAGCAUUAUAAGGCAAUUGAGCUUGUCAGAACUACAAAUAUUGCUGAGUGUGGAUUGCUCUGAAAUCUGAAAACAUUACUUGUGAAUUGCUUCUAUCCAAAAUGCAGACACAAUGCUGGGUAUUGGUUUACUUGUUUCCGAUUUUUCAACCCUCUUUUCCAGGCAAAAGAGGGUUGUAUCCAAACGAUACAGACCCACAGAGUCUAACAGAUGUCUCUAUAUUCCUCCUCCUCGAACUCUCAGAGGAUCCAGAACUGCAGCCGGUCGCCGCUGGGCUGUUCCUGUCCAUGUGCCUGGUCACGGUGCUGGGGAACCUGCUCAUCAUCCUGGCCGUCAGCCCUGACUCCCACCUCCACACCCCCAUGUACUUCUUCCUCUCCAACCUGUCCUUGCCUGACAUCGGUUUCACCUCCACCACGGUCCCCAAGAUGAUCAUGGACAUCCAGUCUCACAGCAGAGUCAUCUCCUAUGCAGGCUGCCUGACUCAGAUGUCUCUCUUUGCCAUUUUUGGAGGCAUGGAAGAGAGACAUGCUCCUGAGUCUGAUGGCCUAUGACCAGUUUGUAGCCAUCUGUCACCCUCUAUAUCGUUCAGCCAUCUUUAACCCGUGUUUCUGUGGCUUCCUAGAUUUGUUGUCUUUGUUUUUGUUUUUUUUUUUUCUCAGUCUUUCAGACUCCCAGCUGCACAACUUGAUUGCCUUACAAAUGACCUGCUUCAAGGAUGUGGAAAUUCCUAAUUUCUUCUGGGAACCUUCUCAACUCCCCCAUCUUGCACGUUGUGACACCUUCACCAGGAACAUCAACAUGUAUUUCCCUGCUGCCAUAUUUGGUUUUCUUCCCAUCUCGGGGACCCUUUUCUCUUACUGUAAAAUUGUUUCCUCCAUUCUGAGGGUUUCAUCAUCAGGUGGGAAGUAGAAACCUUCUCCACCUGUGGGUCUCACCUGUCAGUUGUUUGCUGAUUUUAUGGAAGAGGCGUUGGAGGGUACCUCGGUUCAGAUGUGUCAUCGUCCCCAAGAAAGGGUGCAGUGGCCUCAGUGAUGUACACGGUGGUCACACCCAUGCUGAACCCCUUCAUCUACAGCCUGAGAAACAUGGAUAUUAAAAGUGUCCUGCAGCGGCCACACGGCAGCACAGUCUCAUCUCAAUAUCUUCUUAUCUGUUCCAUUCCUUUUGUAGGGGGGGUUAAAAAAGGCAGCAAGGUCAAAUAAGAAUGACAUCACAGGGUGAACACCCACUGUG